Messenger RNA from Oreochromis aureus, 1226 nucleotides. RefSeq names its product green-sensitive opsin. Gene Ontology annotation, molecular function: G protein-coupled receptor activity. The transcript is spliced from 5 exons. Gene Ontology annotation, cellular component: photoreceptor outer segment; membrane. The record is from RefSeq and is a predicted model, not a curated record. Gene Ontology annotation, biological process: visual perception; G protein-coupled receptor signaling pathway; phototransduction. NCBI's taxonomy places the organism in Eukaryota, Metazoa, Chordata, Actinopteri, Cichliformes, Cichlidae. Bases 39 to 1097 code for a protein of 352 amino acids.
UCUACUGCAUUAACAGUACUCCAAGGAGCUUAGCAGAGAUGGCUUGGGAUGGAGGACUUGAGCCUAAUGGCACAGAGGGCAAAAACUUCUACAUCCCCUUGAACAACAAGACAGGACUCGUGAGGAAUCCUUUUGAAUAUCCGCAGUAUUAUUUGGCAGAUCCAUGGUUCUUCAAAUUGCUUGCUUUCUAUAUGUUUUUCCUCGUCAUUACUGGAUUCCCCAUCAACUUUCUGACACUGCUGGUCACCGCUCAAAACAAGAAGCUCCGACAACCUCUCAACUUUAUCCUGGUUAAUUUGGCAGUGGCUGGACUGAUCAUGGUCAUGUUUGGAUUCACAGUCACCAUUUAUUCUUGUCUCAAUGGCUAUUUCUCCUUGGGUCCUUUGAGCUGUGCUAUUGAAGGAUUCAUGGCUACAGUUGGAGGUCAGGUAUCUCUUUGGUCUCUUGUAGUUCUCGCUGUUGAGAGAUACAUUGUGGUCUGUAAACCCAUGGGAAGUUUCAAGUUUACAGCUACUCAUGCAGGAGUGGGAUGUGCUUUUACCUGGAUCAUGGCUAUGUCCUGUGCUGCCCCCCCAUUGCUUGGCUGGUCAAGGUACAUUCCUGAGGGAAUUCAGGUUUCCUGUGGACCUGACUACUACACUCUGGCCCCAGGAUACAACAACGAAUCUUAUGUCAUGUACAUGUUCACCUGCCACUUCUGUGUCCCUGUCUUCACCAUCUUCUUUACCUAUGGAAAUUUAGUCUUUACAGUGAAGGCCGCUGCAUCCCAACAGCAGGACUCAGCUUCUACCCAAAAAGCUGAAAAGGAAGUGACACGCAUGUGCAUCCUGAUGGUUUUGGGCUUCCUCUUCGCCUGGACCCCAUAUGCUUCCUUUGCUGCAUGGAUCUUCUUCAACAAGGGAGCUGCAUUCACAGCCACAGCCAUGGCUAUCCCUGCUUUCUUCUCAAAGAGCUCAGCAUUGUUCAACCCCAUCAUCUACAUCCUGAUGAACAAACAGUUUCGUAACUGCAUGCUUUCAACAGUUGGAAUGGGUGGUAUGGUUGAAGAUGAGACCUCAGUAUCAACCAGCAAGACAGAAGUCUCCUCUGUUUCUUAAAAAUAAUACCUACAUAUCUCCAGCCAUACUCCUUCCUGACUUUUCCCUCAUUCUGAAUGACUGUCUUGACAUGGACAUGAGAAAAUGGAUACAAGCUAAUUUUCAUCAUUCGUUAUUAUUGUAUGUGAA